Molecule: messenger RNA, 645 nt
Organism: Aspergillus ruber CBS 135680
Lineage: Eukaryota; Fungi; Ascomycota; Eurotiomycetes; Eurotiales; Aspergillaceae
Product: UbiX family flavin prenyltransferase
Exons: 1
Coding region: 1-645 (214 amino acids)
Molecular function (GO): carboxy-lyase activity
Source: RefSeq, a predicted model, not a curated record
AUGACCGGCGCUACCGGCGCAAUCUACGGCAUCCGCGCCCUCCAAUUCCUCCGCACCCUAGGCGUAGAAACCCACCUCAUAAUGUCUAAAUGGGCACACGCAUCCAUCAAAUACGAAACACCCUGGACACCCGAAUCCAUCGCUAACCUCGCCACAGCCCGCAACUAUUCCAUCCGCGACCUCUCCGCACCAAUGAGCAGCGGCUCGUGGAAAUCCGAUGGAAUGCUGAUUGCACCGUGCAGUGUGAAAACACUCGCUGCGAUCCGCGCGGGGUAUGCAGAGGAUUUGAUAUCGCGGAGUGCGGAUGUUUGUAUUAAGGAGAAACGGCCGUUGGUGUUGGGGGCUAGGGAGACGCCGUUGAGGGUGAUUUAUUUGGAGAAUAUGUUGGCGUUGGCGAGGUUGGGGGUUGGGAUAUUUCCGGCUGUGCCGGCGUUUUAUAUGAGGCCGAAGGGGUUAGAGGAUGUUGUUGAUCAUAGUGUGGGGAGGAUGAUGGAUUAUUUUGGGAUUGAGUCGGAUGAGUUUAUGCCUGGGGGGGAGAAGGUGGGAGGAGUUUCAGAAGUAGUUACAUUUCUCUUGUGCGGACAGUCCUUGUAUAGUUGGUGGUUAGGCAAAGUGUAUUGUAUACACCAGACGGAACAAAAAUGA